UUACGAUUAAUUUACGGAUUAGCCGGUUCGGGUCAUCAUCCGGUUAAAUAAGUUGGAUCGAGUCAGAUCGGAUCGCUUUGGUACUAUAUAUACACCCACACAAGCAAGCACUCAAUGAACAAAGAAAGAACCUUCAAAAAAAAGGAAAAUGGCAGAAGUUACAAGUGACAGUACAGUACACUGCUCCUCCUCCUCCUCCUACUCCCCAUCUCCAUCAUCAUCCUCUUCUCAACCCUAUCCAUCUUCACCAAAAACAACAAAGCCUUCCCCCUUCCUCCCCAUCAUCGGCAACAUCCACCAACUCGCCUAGCCGACCUAGCCCGACGACACGGCCCCGUGGUGCACCUCCAGCUCGGCGAGACCUCGAACGUCGUCGUAUCGUCCCCUGAAUCCGCCAAAGAGUUCCUUAAAACCCACGACCACAACUUCGCCUCCCGAUCUUACAUGCCCUCGCCCCACACCAUCUUCUACGAGUCCCGAGACAUCGCGUUCGCCACUACUGGCGCAGGAUGAGAAAGAUCUACACCGUUGAGCUGCUGAGCGAGAGGAGGGUCCGGUCCCUCCGCCCCAGCAGGGAGGAAGAGGUGGCGAAGUUAAUUGGUAGGAUUCAUUCGGGAAACUAGUGAUAAAGAAAAACAAGGUAUGGUUGAUCCAUGGUAAGAUAUACAGGGCUUCAUUUGGAUUAGAGGUAAUCUAUAUCUAUGAAUCCAAUAAAUGCAUCCACUAAAAUAUUGAACUGAUUCCAAAUCUAAUUGGACCGGUGAAUUUAUGGAUUGAUCCAUGGAUUCAAAUGGUAAUUAAAUUCCAGUUUAGUACAUGUAUUUUUUUAUAUUUUACAUUUUGGUACUUAAAAUUUACCAAAAAUAUCAUUGAAAAUUAUGAUUUGUUACCUAAAAAUUUUCAUUAUGACAUUUUAGUACCUAAACUUUCAAAAUUUUCAUAUUGGUCCAAGGCUUCAAUGUCAUUUAUAUCAAUGGAUCGAACCACCAAUCCAAUAUACCAAUCGAGUUGGAUCCAAUUCAUUUGUCAGCUCUAUUUGAGUUGACUUAAUGUAUGUUAUCUAGUGGAUUUAUAAUUUGGUUGUGUAUUUGUCUUAAUCAUUUACCACAAUAAAUGGUUAAUUGAUAGAAAAAAUUUAGGUUUGUAUGAAUUGGGUUAUCCGGAUUUAAAAAAUACGAGAGUUUAGAUUGUUGAAAAUUGAGUGCUACAUAUGUUUAACACUAGGGCAUACCUACAGUCCGUAUUGUUAAUGAAUACACUAUGUAAUCCACACAUUUAAUUUUUUUUAGUCUCAUUGAUAUUUACAUAUAUACACACGUAUUGCAGGAUGUAUUUUUGGCUGGAGCUGACACUUCCCCUUAUACCGUCGAAUGCGCCAUGUCUGAACUGAUGAGGAAUCCGGACAAGAUGGCAGAAGCACAAAAAGAGGUGAGGGAGAUGUUUGACAAAAGAGGGAAAGCCGUGGAUGCAACAAGUCUCGACUACAAAGGUUAUGACUUCCAGUACAUCCCGUUCGGAGCAGGACGAAGAAUGUGCCCAGGUUUGCAUUACGGGGUCGUCAAAGGUUCCAAUAGAAAGGAAACCAAAUCCAGUAACAGAUUGGAUGAAUGGCAGAGGGAUGAAGAGCGCACCAAAACCAGUAACAGUUGACUCCAGAAGUACCGCCAUUUUGUGCUCUCUGGUUUCUCCUUGCAGGUAGCUUACCUAUUGUGAUU
Messenger RNA from Linum trigynum, 1715 nucleotides. The record is from the annotation of a GenBank genome assembly. Lineage: Eukaryota; Viridiplantae; Streptophyta; Magnoliopsida; Malpighiales; Linaceae.